Molecule: messenger RNA, 2363 nt
Organism: Arabidopsis thaliana (thale cress)
Lineage: Eukaryota; Viridiplantae; Streptophyta; Magnoliopsida; Brassicales; Brassicaceae
Gene: ZIFL1
Product: zinc induced facilitator-like 1
Exons: 17
Coding region: 515-1951 (478 amino acids)
Biological process (GO): transmembrane transport; potassium ion transmembrane transport
Cellular component (GO): plasma membrane; plant-type vacuole membrane; vacuolar membrane
Molecular function (GO): transmembrane transporter activity
Source: RefSeq, marked reviewed
AAUUAAUCAAAUCAAAUUUGAACAGCCACAACAAACGAUUACAGAGAAUAACCCUACGAAAGACAAGUUUUCACGUAACGAAAAGAUUUACGACAGACAAGUUUAUAAUAAACAAUAAUCUCGGUAACAUGACUAGCAGCAACCAAGAGAGAAACUAUAAUUUUCAAGUUGCAUCUCAAAAACUCUGCAAGAAAACAACAUUUUUAUAACAUAAGUUAUUACAAUACGGUUGAAAUGUGAUGACUGACGACUGAAUAGAAAAACAAUAAAUGCAAAUGUGAUUAGUAAGAGGUGACAUGUCAUAAGCGACUUGUGAGGGCAAAAGACAAAGUUGUUUUUUUCCUUCUUCUCUGUCUCGCAGCAGUUAAAUAAUUCAAUUGUUUUCCCGUCUUUUUUGGAAGAGAGUACGUGAAAACCAUAUAUCGCAUCUUCUCAUUCUUCUUUCAUUGCCCUCAUUAAAACACACAUCAUAUCGCCCCCAAAAUUUUGAUUUGAUUAGAGAGGUGUGUGGAAAAUGGCGGAAGAGUAUGCCGAGUGUUUGCUAGAGAAGAACUUCCAUGAGGAUUGUUCUGGCUGCAAGGUUGAUCAGAUGAAGAGGCUUCGCCGUGGAUUUCCCUUCUGGGAGCUUUUUACCGUUUGGAUCAUCGUUCUUUGCACCGCUUUGCCCAUUUCUUCUCUAUUCCCCUUUCUCUACUUUAUGAUUGAUGAUUUCAACAUUGCAAAGAAGGAAGAGGACAUUGGGUUCUACGCUGGAUUUGUUGGUUGCUCUUUCAUGCUCGGACGAGCUUUUACAUCUGUGGCAUGGGGACUUGUUGCUGAUCGUUAUGGUAGAAAACCUGUAAUCCUCAUAGGAACCGCUUCAGUGGUCGUUUUUAAUACUCUGUUUGGCCUAAGUUUAAAUUUCUGGAUGGCUAUUAUCACAAGAUUUUGCCUCGGUAGUUUCAACGGUUUACUUGGUCCUAUCAAGGCUUACGCAAUGGAAAUAUUCCGUGAUGAGUAUCAAGGUUUAGCACUCUCAGCAGUUAGUACAGCUUGGGGAAUUGGACUCAUCAUUGGCCCUGCUAUAGGAGGUUUUCUUGCUCAGCCUGCAAAGCAAUAUCCAAGUUUAUUCUCACAGGACUCCAUUUUUGGCAAAUUUCCCUUCUUUUUGCCAUGCUUAGCAAUAUCCGUUUUUGCAUUCUUGGUGACCAUAGUUUCAUCAAGGAUUCCGGAAACAUUGCACAAUCACAAGUUUAAUGAUGAUGAGUCUUAUGAUGCUCUCAAAGAUUUGUCUGAUGACCCUGAAUCUAAUAAAGUGGCAGAGAGAAAUGGAAAAAGUUCUCUCUUGAACAACUGGCCAUUAAUUUCAUCUAUCAUCGUAUACUGCGUCUUUUCACUACAUGAUAUGGCUUACACAGAGAUCUUUUCAUUGUGGGCAAACAGUCCGAGGAAAUAUGGAGGUUUGGGAUACUCCACUGCAGAUGUUGGUUCUGUUCUUGCCUUUUCAGGCUUUGGUCUCCUUAUCUUUCAGCUUUCGCUCUACUCUUACGCAGAGAGGCUUUUAGGACCUAUCAUAGUUACACGUAUAUCUGGGAGCCUAGCAAUGGUCGUCUUAUCAUGUUACCCACUAAUAGCAAAGUUAUCUGGUUUAGCCCUUACCGUGACUGUAACUUCUGCAUCCGUAGCAAAGAGUGUUUUAGGUACUUCUGCUAUAACUGGAUUAUUCAUCCUUCAAAACAAGGCUGUGAGACAAGACCAAAGAGGAGCAGCUAAUGGAAUUGCCAUGACAGCGAUGUCUCUUUUCAAAGCCAUAGGUCCAGCAGCAGCAGGAAUCAUUUUUUCGUGGAGCGAGAAACGUCAGGGUGCUGCUUUUCUCCCUGGCACCCAAAUGGUAUUCUUUAUACUGAAUGUGGUUUUGGCACUUGGAGUUGUAUUGACAUUCAAACCAUUUCUAGCUGAAACACAACAGUAGAAAAUGAUGAAGAUUUUGAUGGUAUUCAAAUUACAUAAUCAGAAUGUAUUGUAUAAUAUAUAGAUUUGUAUGUCUGAUCCAAAGUUAGAUUAGAAAAAUGGCAAGAGAAAAAGAAAAAAAACUUGUUAGAAUUGUUGUCAUCAUCCUUUGUAUGUUAUAGGACAAGUUGUUCACAAAAUUUUGUCUAAUGUGUCAGAACCAUUGUAAGAAGGAUUCAAUAAUGUUUUUUGUACAUGAUGUUUCGCGAAUAAUAUUGACAAGUCGUCAAAUCCUAUCCUGAGAUUCCUGAAUCUUCUUCUUAUACGGAACUCAAUCACCAUGAAACAACAAAUCGCAACCGUCCAUCUCUGGAGACGUGUCGCUUCUUGACGUUGUUGUAGCUUACACGUCAAUACAGAAGAUAACGAUCUCC